AUGCUAGAAUUUACUCGCAGUGAUAUGUGUGUACUUAUGUUGUCAACGACAUUUAGGGGCAAGCGAUAUUUUGUCACAUUCACGGACGAAUGCUCGCACUUUACCACGAUUUUCUUGCUGCGGAACAAGUCUGAAGUAGCCGACAAAUCUGCCGAGUUUCUUGCUUUUGCUGAAGCUCAGACAAGCAAAGUUGUCAAAGCGUUUUGUUGCGACAAUGGCGGCGAGUACAUCUUAGGUGACAUGACCAAGUUCUGCAAACGACGUGGUAUCGAGCAUAAGUUCACGCCACCUUAUACUCCGCAGCUUAACGGAGUGGCUGAACGCAUGAACCGAACUCUGGUGGAAUGUGCAAGAUGUAUGAUUGAGUACGCUGGACUGGCAAUGCCGUAUUGGGUUGAAGCAGUUAUGCCGGCUGCUUCUCUCCGCAACCGUUGCCCAACGCGAGCAUUGUCAUGGAUAAAUCACCAUACCUUGUUUGGACUGAACGAAAACCUGCGCUAA
Plasmopara halstedii is the source of this 501-nucleotide messenger RNA. RefSeq names its product retrovirus-related pol polyprotein from transposon tnt 1-94. The transcript has a single exon. Bases 1 to 501 code for a protein of 166 amino acids. Gene Ontology annotation, molecular function: nucleic acid binding. NCBI's taxonomy places the organism in Eukaryota, Oomycota, Peronosporomycetes, Peronosporales, Peronosporaceae. The record is from RefSeq and is a predicted model, not a curated record. Gene Ontology annotation, biological process: DNA integration.